AUGUAUGUGUCCCCCACAGCUCCAUCUUUAGUUCUUUUACUCAUAAUCAAGGAGAACCAUGGAGAAGUGGAGAUCCAACUGCAUCUCAAUUGAAGUCAUUGCUUUUUGAAAGGCUGCCAAUGGCAGGCGGGGUUCCAGCUGGCUGAAUGCAUGUUCCCAGAGGGCAUGGAGCUAGCUGUUUGUAACAUCCCCUGCAUGCAUUUGUUCUGCCCACCCCAGGCUCUGAUCCUACUGGUAGCUGUGGGGGCAACAUGUACACUGAGCCUCCUUAUAGUGUGUGGGGUCCUCAUUCUGGGUAUGGAUCACCCAUGGCAGGGCCUGUGGAGGACAAGGCUGCCAGGCCCUGGGUUCAAAGUGAGCAAGCUUCAGACAUCCGCCAUCAGGACGCCCGACUGCUGCCAGAUGGGGCUUGGCCCAGCCCAGUCCUGGACUCUACCUCCAGGGCUCAGCCACCCACUCCCUUCCAACCUGUCCUCAUGGAGAGACCUGGGCUAUGGUGCCUUUGGAGAGGCCUGUGAAGGUCUGGUGAUUGGCCUUCCUGGGUGGCUAUCAAUGUCAGAGGGGGUGGGACUUCCAGCUGCGGUUGAGCACUCAUUUCUGCAAGGGUCUGUGGGCUCUGCUGCAGGCCAAGUAGGUGCCCCAGAGGCCUUCCUGGAAGGCACCUUUACAUCCAAGACAGACUCCUGGUGA
This is a messenger RNA of Artibeus jamaicensis (Jamaican fruit-eating bat), 690 nucleotides long. It is a transcript of the gene LTK, whose product is annotated as leukocyte receptor tyrosine kinase. The record is from RefSeq and is a predicted model, not a curated record. Lineage: Eukaryota; Metazoa; Chordata; Mammalia; Chiroptera; Phyllostomidae.